GUAGGUGGGAGGAGAAGUGUUUGACGUGUCGUUGUUAUGCUGUUAAGACUCUUUAACAAAAUGUUUAGAAAUUACACAUGCUAUUUUAUUGUAUCUUGGGACAACCCACUUGAAUUAUUGUGUUAAGCAAACGAAAUGUGAUUGUGAUUUAUACAUAUAUAUAGUAUAUCGACACCAAUUGCAGAUCGAAAAUUGGAUAUUUCAGGGGUUUCCUGCAUCAAGCACAAAUGGGGGACUGCGGUGCUCUUUUAGCCACAGAGAGGUACGGCAGUGGCGAAUCGUGGCAGUAUUUAGUAAAGGACGGAGUCCUGGAAAAGAGAAGGGACGGCGUUGAAGCUGAAUCGAGAGGAAACUCCUUUGUUGGUGUUUUUAAAAGCGUAUUUCUGCCUCAAGGGUACCCUGACAGUGUGAGUGGAGACUACUUGCAGUACCAGUUUUGGGAUACUGUGCAGGCCUUCUCCAGCUCUCUGUCAGGAACGCUGGCCACACAGGCGUCGCUCAGAGGUGUCGGUGUGGGAAACCAGGAAGCCACAGUGGCUGCGGCCACAGUCACCUGGCUGCUAAGAGAUGGAACCAGCAUGUUGGGAAGGAUCGUCUUCGCCUGGCUAAAAGGAAACAAGUUGGAUUCUGAGGCCAAAAAAUGGAGGCUUUUUGCAGAUAUUCUCAACGAUAUUGCCAUGUUUGUGGAAAUACUCGCCCCAUUUUUUCCUGCUUGGUUCACCUUGAUUGUGUGCACGUCGGGCAUUUUCAAGUCAGUGGUCGGCGUGGCUGGCGCAGCCACCAGAGCUGCUCUGACUGUCCAUCAAGCUCGCCGAGACAACAUGGCAGACAUCUCCGCCAAAGAUGGCAGUCAGGAGACUUUGGUGAAUCUGGCUGGACUCCUGGUCAGUUUGAUCCUCAUUCCACUCGUCACGGACAACCCGGGAUUGACCAUCAGCCUGUUCUUUCUCUUCACCGCCCUCCACUUGUUCGCCAACUACAAGGCGGUGCGUUCAGUAGUCAUGGAAACAUUAAACGAGGCGCGGCUCGCCAUCGUGCUGCGACAUUUCCUGCAAGACGGAUAUGUCCCAACGCCACUCGAAACCAAUCGGGAGGAACCUGUCUUUUUUGAGUUUAGGAAAACAUUACCUAUCAAACUUGGUGUGAGGCUUCAGGAAGUUGUUCAAAGCCCGGAGCAGUUCCGUUUGGCUUUGAUGAGAAAGGACGCACCCUUCCUAAUAGGCAUUACAAAUGGCUGUGUACAGGUAUGUUUGUCAGCGCACGCACACACGCGAGAUGAAAUCAGAGCGAUGUGUCAAGCUAUUUGGCUCAGUGAGAGGUUGAGUCCAUCAGGACGACAUCAAGAUUUCUGGGAAAUGGUGCACAAGAGUUACAUCUUGAUAGACACCGAGUUUGACCGAUUUCACAAAGGUGUGGAAGCUGCUGGAUGGGACGUGACUAGAACACUGCUGGACUGGGAUGAAUGGAGACUGGAGUGGAAGCCUAAAAUCAGAUGAAAACAUUCACAGAUAUGUGUGUCAGACAGAUGAAGUAAAGCUGUCCGUAACCUUGUCUUUUUAUUUCUAGAAAAAAAAUUAAGUGUUUGUUUGAAAUUAAAUAUAAAAGCAGUGUAGAAAGUUGUUUUGAUGAUUGAUGGAUGCAUUGUAAAGCCAUAAAUGUGAAUGACGUAGCUCGAUUUGUGCCCCAAACCCUUCAGACGCGUUUUAAGAUUGGCCUAAAACAACCAGGGUGAAUGUUAAAAAUUUGUUAAUUAUCAUUUUUUACUAAAUGCGUCUUAAGAAAUGUAGGUUUGAAUGUUAAUUCGCCUCUACAAAAAAAAUACACUGGCAGGCUGCGCUUGACCCAUAGGAGGCGUUUUUAAUCUGAAACACUCCUGAAUAAACAAACGAAGAAAAAAAACGUAACUAUAACUUCCGCCACAGGGUUGCUUUCUGUCCACGAGCAUGGUUAAGAUAUAUAAAUCCGCAUAUCUGUCAGGUUAAAAAAAAGUAUAUUGUAAAAUAUAUUUAUAUACUAUGACUAAUGUUCUGGUCCGUUUUAUAUAUCCAUUUUAUAGCAAAUCAGGGUUGACUGAAUCCUUCCAACAGUCUUAAUUUGAAAAGCGGAUGUAUUCGACGCUACGUUUGCCUACUUGAUACCUUGUGCUAGCAAAACAAACACGAUUUCAAUAAACAUUUCUGUGGUAAA
Molecule: messenger RNA, 2187 nt
Organism: Hippocampus zosterae (dwarf seahorse)
Lineage: Eukaryota; Metazoa; Chordata; Actinopteri; Syngnathiformes; Syngnathidae
Gene: rusf1
Product: RUS family member 1
Exons: 13
Coding region: 228-1496 (422 amino acids)
Source: RefSeq, a predicted model, not a curated record